Messenger RNA from Castor canadensis (American beaver), 5683 nucleotides. It is a transcript of the gene Rab43, whose product is annotated as RAB43, member RAS oncogene family. NCBI's taxonomy places the organism in Eukaryota, Metazoa, Chordata, Mammalia, Rodentia, Castoridae. Gene Ontology annotation, molecular function: GTPase activity; GTP binding. The record is from RefSeq and is a predicted model, not a curated record.
CUUUGCAGAGGGCCGGACUGGGUGAUCCGGGGCGGGGCCGAGCCGCUGGACUACGGGCCGGGGCGGGGCUGUGGCCGGUGGCCGGCGGUCGGCGGCGCCGCUGGUUCAGGUGCUGCGGCGGCUCCACGUCGCCAGCGGCCAGCGGGCUGGAGCUCUCGGAGCUCGGCCCGCGGCUAGCGUGAGCCCAGGCCGGUCCCAGAGUCCCGAGCGCCGGCUCUUGGGAUUCCCGAGGCCAUGGCGGGGCCGGGGCCGGGGGACCAGGACGAGCAGUACGAUUUCCUGUUUAAGCUGGUGCUGGUGGGUGACGCGAGCGUGGGCAAGACGUGCGUGGUGCAGCGCUUCAAGACGGGCGCCUUUUCGGAGCGCCAGGGCAGCACCAUCGGCGUCGACUUCACCAUGAAGACGCUGGAGAUCCAGGGCAAGCGGGUCAAGCUGCAGAUCUGGGACACAGCCGGCCAGGAGCGGUUCCGCACCAUCACCCAGAGCUACUACCGCAGUGCCAACGGGGCCAUCCUUGCAUAUGACAUCACCAAGAGGAGCUCCUUUCUGUCAGUGCCUCACUGGAUUGAGGAUGUGAGGAAGUAUGCUGGCUCCAACAUUGUGCAGCUGCUGAUUGGAAACAAGUCGGACCUUGCUGAGCUCCGAGAGGUCCAGCUGGCUGAAGCACAGAGUCUAGCCGAGCACUAUGACAUCCUAUGUGCCAUUGAGACUUCUGCCAAGGACUCCAGCAAUGUGGAGGAGGCCUUCAUGAGGGUGGCCACCGAGCUCAUCAUGAGGCAUGGAGGCCCCAUGUUUAGUGAGAAGAGCACCAACCACAUCCAACUGGACAGCAAGGAUAUUGGGGAGAGCUGGGGCUGUGGAUGCUGACCAGGGUGCAGGGCAGGCAGGGCAGGGGCUUCCCAAUCUCUUUUCUCUCUGGCCUGCCAAGCCCAGCCCUCCAGGGCACCAGCCAUUCUAGAGCUGCUGGGUAAAGCCCUGGGAUUCUGCAUCCCUGGCCUGGAUGCCUAGCAGAAAUGGAGAAGCAGGACACCCUUUGUAAGGAGGCCUGUGGGCACAGGGCAGGGCCCAUCCUGCCAGGCAGCUGUGUCCCUCCACAUUCUUCACAUUCCAGGACUGUGGUAGGAGAGGGGCCAACAUGUGCCUCUUAGGUCUCCAACAUGCAAAUUUUGCUCAUCUUCUACCUUGACUGCUGCUUUCCAGGGACAUGCUGGUGCCCCGGAUUCUUACAGGUCAUUCUGGGGCCUCCAUCUGGAGCACAGAGAGCAAGAUCAACCAGACCAAUAGACUGGUGCCUGAGCACCACCCCAGGGAAGGCUGAGCUCACCCAGGUGGAAACGACUGCCUUCCUUCACUGCCAGGUUGGAGCUCACAGACAACUCCUUGGCUCACUGCCUUACCAAGACCUCUUGGGUUUUUCUGGUUUUCCAUGUAGCUUCUCGUUUGGAUGGGCACAAGUGUGGGGUCAUGGCUCAUGACCAGCUGGGGACUGUGCUGGCUUGGGGCCCAAAAUUUUGCCAGGCAAGUUGCAAAAAACAGCUGAUCUUUCAGCACUUGCUCUUGGAAGUUAGAGAGUAGUGGGAUGAGAUAGGAAAGUGAACAUUCAAGGUAAAAGAAGGAGGUGGGGGGGUGUACUUUAUGCUUAGCAUGUGCGAGACCCUGGGUGCAAUCCUUAGCACCAAAACAAAACAAAAAAAGAAGCAGCUUGUAUUGUAUUGCUGAUAUCUGAGGGCUGGGCACCCUGCCUUACUCCAUGUGCAGAAAUCUUCCCUGCCCUGAUCAGGAGUACCUGUCCCCCACUGGUUUUGAGAGUUUCUCAAAAAAAGUGAGGCCCUGAUGGUCCUUGGCCUGAGGGAUUGCCUCAACUGUGCCAGGUGCUGAGGUUAGAAGUUAGAAGGUAUGUGCUAUUCUCUGGGUGAGGGCUCGCAGUGAUUGGUUGAGGGGAACUCUGGGGAACCAGAGAUCUGCCCAAGCCAGGUCCUUCAUGUUAGCCCAGUUUUGUCCUGCCUUCUUCAACAUGGGCCUCCCAGAAAUAAACUUUCAGAACCAUGGGUGUCAGUCAUGGUCCAGAUCCCCAGCCAGAAGGGCCAUGUUCAGCCCAGUACAGGGGCAGGGACCCUAGACUGCCCUUGCUUCCACUCGAAGCACUUAGUUUGUCAGCCCCCUUUCCCAGGAGGACAUGCAGGCCAGAACCUGCAUUGAGGGGUUGCUCCAUGUAGGGAUGAUGCUCACUGUGCUUGUGGCAAGGGUGAGAGCUGCAUGGGGCCUGGGCCCAGCCUGCUGCUUUCAACUUGCGGGGAAAGCUGGUGCCUUCCCCAGCCCCUGUAUUGCAGAGCCUGGGCCCACCCUGCAGGGUAGACAGUGCCUAGCACCAAGGGUGCCCUUUAGGCCUUGUGAGGUCCUCAGACCCAUCUGGGACUGGGUGUACCAUGAAUAGAGCUUCCCUCUAGCCCCACAACUUCUGUGGACUGUUUUGGGGGUUACAUAGUCAGGAGGGGCAGAGCUGAGCUUUCAUUGUAGGUCCAGGCUGGAAGAGAACUGGCAUGAAGCCUGACGCUAUCUUGUUGAUGCUGGGAAACUUGCCAGGAGUCUUGGUCCUGCAUUCAGUGCUCAAAUGGAAGCCCCAGUUCUAGGACAAGUCUGGCCAUCUGAGCACAAGUACUGACUGCCCACUGCUACCUGCUGCCUACUUCUGAGAAGCCUUGCUGUCUGCUGCAGGCCUGGGGCCUCCUAGGGAUGGGCCCUACCAGGACAGUAGGGGCCCUCAACUCCCCAGGGUCUAUGGGAGGGAAGACAGAGGCCACUUGAUCUACAGGGCCCUCCACCAUAUCCUUUGCAGGGAUGGUAGUGGAUGUGAUGGAGCAAACUUGUCACCUUGGGCCACCACCCUUCCAACCUCCAAGUGCUGGAGGUCUGAAGCCUGCAAAGUGAGGAGAGAACCACUGGGCCAGCUUGGGCCCAGGAAGCCCUUCUCGCUAGUGGCCUGUUUGCUCAUCCAGCAACCCAGGAAGGCCUAUCUACUUCUUCCCCUUUCUUGAUCCCAAGAAAUGUGGGUUAGGUGAAUCCCUGCCUUCUGUGAACAUGGAUAGGAGCACACUUAUUCCAGGAGGUUAGCCUAGACAUCCAAGUUUACCUUGGACUCCCUGCUUUCUCCCUCUGCUCCCCUGCUACCACCUGGCCUUCUGCCUGGCUUCUUACCUGAAUACCUUGCUGUCCUCUGGGUUCCAAUUCUAUUGUCAGGUGGCAGGUCUGAAAGGUCAUACCAGGUCCAGGGCCCUGAGGAUGUCCAAGCUCUGCCUUGCAUCUUUACCCCAGCACCCUCUGUCUUGUGUGGGACAACCUGGCCUCUCAGCCCUCACUCCGCCCCCGGUCCCUCUUCCUUUACCAUCCCUGACCUUUUAUUCAUGUGACUUAGAGUCCCACAAAUGACCAGCGGUAGAUCUGAGGAGAACUGGCCCCUCCUUGACCUCAGGUGUCACCCCCUAGAACAGGUUCUUUCCUUAACCCUAACCCCAUGACUUGCAAGUUUCCCCAGAAUCUUGAGCUGAAGCCAUUUCUACUACCACCUGUUCUCAUACACUAAUGCGAGGGGCAAGAGGCUUAGGCCCUCUGUGGGGGCAUCUGCCUUGCUACAUCAUAUGAGGAGAACUCUGAUCCUCCAGGCCUUAGGCCUCUGUCAAAGGAGACCUGGGUUUGAGUACUAGAAAAUGGGGAAAUGUGACAGAACAAAAACAACCUCUGUUUCCUUCCCUGUGGCAACUUGGCAGGCCCCCAGCAGCCCAGGCCUCUGGGACAAGAGAACAGCUUAAAUCUCUUCCUUUGUUUAUAAAUUACUCAACAGUAGCAGGGCAGGUGGAGAAAGGUGGCCAGGAGAGAGCAGGGGGAGGUAGGGGAGGACUGGGGUGGUGCUCUGCAGGAAGAGGAGAGAGUACAGGGAGAGGCGGAAGUGUAGAGGAGUAGGGAAAAGAGAAAGCAAGGGGAGCAUCAGGAGGCUUGGAGGGGAGGAACAGCUAGAGGAGGUCUGGGAGGCCAGGUGACAUGGGCUUGAGCUGAGAGAAACUGCCAUUUUUGCAGCCGGAGUGAAGCAGGGAGGGACAUGGAUCCUGACCCCCAAACCAGAGAGGAGACUCUAGUCCUCCCAGGAAGGGAGUUGGCCCCAGGGACAGGCCCCUGUGGGUAAGAAGCUGGAGGAAGCUCUCCAUUUUCACAUUGAGCUCAGUUUCUCUCCCUCCAGGAGCACUGCCAGGACUGGGGCUCCUCCAGCCAGACCCUCACCCUCAGGGCCUAGAAUGGGGAGGAGGGGCGGGGCUCAGCCAGCCCAAGAAUGCAUUUAUUUUGGGAAAUUUUCAUGUUACCUAUUUAUGAGUAUAUAAAUCUUUAUAUCAAGUCUAUUUUUUAAAACACGGAAAUUGCCUUUAUGGAGACUUUGCAGAGCCAUGGUGUGUACACAUUCCUCAACCAUUAAACAGAUUUCUAUACUGAGACAACAGCACAUCAGACUGGUCCUCUCACCUUUGAGCCCACAGCUAGUCCAGGUGCCCACCUGCCCUGCCCAGUGGCCUCCCUGGAUUAGUCUCCAGGCUGGGGGAGGCAGGUAGGCACUGCCAGUCCCUGCCUGGAGCCUUGCUGACAUCUUCCUUUGGGUUCCAGCCUGAGGCCCCUGAGCAAGAAGCAGCCUAAGGGCAGUAGGGGCCUGCCAGGGGCGCCUGUGUGGUCCUGGGAAAGUCACUGUCCCUUUUUAGACCCCAGGCGUCUUCAUCUAGGGUUGUAUUGGGGAGGUCUCAGGUGCCCAGCCAUGAGGGAGGUAUGGUUCCCUGCUUUUUCAGAUGUACAAGGGCUCAGGCUGCCUUACCUGCUGAAGCCUGGCAGCCUGGGGGAAGCAGAACUGUCAUUCAGAGUCAGGAGCUGAGAGCCCCAUGUGGGUGUACACGGCUCCUGCUCUGUUCCCAGCCAAGAGCAGUGCCAGGCUAUGGCUAGUGCUCAGGGUUUGGUGAGUGCCUGAAUCAGGUGCCCAUGAGCUGGGUGCCCACUCUGGUAACCUGGGCUGGUUCCCUGUCACUUAGACAGGGAUCCUAUGAUGAAAGGGGCUUUCAGGCAGCAGGGCUGCUAUCCUGCCUCCUCGAGGGAGAAGAGGAGGCCAGGAGGGAGACCACCCCCACGCCUGACAAACCAAUUCUGACACAGACUGGCAUGACAGGGUCAGACCAGCCUCCAUCAAGACCCAGGUCUGCCCUGACUAGUGUGACUCCUAAGUCACAAGUCAUUUUUCCUCCCUGGCCCCAGUUUUAAGUGAGAGCUCUCACUUGGCUGGGCCUACAUCCCAGAAGACCUCAUGGGACCUGGGGAAGGGGUUUAGAGCACUGCAGUCCUGGAGUCCUCGGGUCUCAGGGUGGGCUCUCUCUAGGCACAUGCCCUCCUCCCAGGGAGAAGGAACACCUGAUGUGGGAACCUCCUGCUCUCCUCUCGAUGCAAGGAAGAAGCACCAUAGCCCACUGUGCCCCUCAGAAGACAAAUCUGAGUCUGCCUAAACCUGACCACCUAUUUCAUGGCUGCCACAUCAAGGCUGGUGCUUGGGGACCUCUUCUGCAGCCCACGGUGCCCUUCAGCAACUGACCUCAUGUGAAGGAUUCUGUUUCAUAUUACAUUCAAAGAAAUUUGUUCCUCAGCACAGUAACAGCCACAUCUG